This is a messenger RNA of Coprinopsis cinerea okayama7#130, 1362 nucleotides long. RefSeq names its product SVP1-like protein 2. Lineage: Eukaryota; Fungi; Basidiomycota; Agaricomycetes; Agaricales; Psathyrellaceae. Gene Ontology annotation, biological process: autophagy of mitochondrion; protein localization to phagophore assembly site; protein lipidation. Gene Ontology annotation, cellular component: cytosol; phagophore assembly site membrane; extrinsic component of membrane. The coding region runs from base 1 to 1362 and encodes 453 amino acids. The transcript is spliced from 4 exons. The record is from RefSeq and is a predicted model, not a curated record. Gene Ontology annotation, molecular function: phosphatidylinositol-3,5-bisphosphate binding; protein binding; phosphatidylinositol-3-phosphate binding.
AUGAAUCUAGCACGACAUUCCAUAAGUGCUACGAAAGCUGUACAUAUUAUCGAUGCUCGUUUCGACCCAGAAUGCAAGGUCUUCACCGCGGCUACCCCAGCUGGCUUCGCGGUCUACAAUACCUUGCCCCUUAACCUGAUUCGGAAGCGAGAACUCGUUGGAGGGACGCUUGCCACUGUCUUGCCAUUACACACGACCAACCUCCUCUUCCUGCUCGGUGGUGGCCGCAGUCCGCUGUACCCACCAAAUAAGGUCAUCCUAUGGGACGAUGCGCUGGGAAAGGAGGUCGCCGAGUUGGAGUUUAGAGAAAGAGUUAGGGGAAUUGCUUGCAGAAGAGGAUGGCUCGCGGUUUCCUUGAGACGGAGAGUUGUCGUGUUUGAAGUGGGCAAAACUGUCAAGCGCUACAACGAAUGGGACACCUGCGACAAUCCACGAGGGCUACUGGCCAUGGCUACUGCACCCCAUUCGACUCUGCUGGCGAUCGCUGGUCGUCAGACGGGACAUGUCCAAUUGAUUCACCUCCCACCUUGUCCUUUACCAGAAUCCCGAGAUCCGCCUGGCUCUUCUCCUCCCUCAAAGCCGCCACCACCUCCGGCGAAACAUCCUGUAUCGAUAAUUGUUGCUCACAAGACAGCCCUAGCCACACUCUCCCUUCCACCGUCCGGUCGACUCCUCGCUACGACAUCAACACGAGGUACCCUUAUUCGGAUCUGGGACACGCUCUCUGGGAAACUUGUCAAAGAGCUGCGUAGAGGGACGGAUAAGGCGGAGAUCUAUGGAGUCGCAUUCAGGCCCGAUGAACAGGACCUGUGUGUAUGGAGUGACAAAGGCACGGUGCAUGUCUUCUCCCUAGGGCUAGCUGGUGCAUCGAAUCGACAGUCCACAUUCUCGCCUCUCUCGCCUUUUAUCCCUCUUCCGAGGUACUUUGAAUCUGAAUGGUCCUACGCGCAAUACCGCAUUCCAGUGCAGUCAGCCCACAUUUCACUAUCAUCGACGUCGAAAGGUUCUACCGGAGACGAGCCUGAGGAAGAAAGAUGUGUUGUAGGUUGGGUUGACGUUGCUGCCCCGGACGAGAAUAGUUCUCGUGGUCCGGUACCCGAAUACCAACUUAUUGCCUUGACCUUCACUGGUGGCUGGUAUCGACUGGCUCUGCCCCCAGUCCGCAACACGGGUACUAAGGAGGCAUCGUCGUUGUUGAAGGCUGCCUCCAAGCUCUCCCCCACGAAGAAGCGUAGCUCCAGCAUAUCCUCCAGGUCCUCAGAUAAAGGCAAGGAGAAAGAGUCGGACCCGAAGGAGAAGCAGAGUCGGGACUGUAUUCUUGUGGAAUACCGCAAAUAUGGUCGUUGGGAUGGCUGGGGCUAA